AAGAUUAGCUGCUGCAAGUCGCAUUGCGUAUUGCGUUCCAGCGUCUUGGGAUCUUGGGUGACCUCGAUCAACAUUCAAUUACAUCAAAUAGUAUAUUAUACAUCUAAAUAUAACCCACCCACCCAACGUCAUUUCAACAUUAGGUAUUUCACCUACAUAUUCAAAAGCCAACCAUUUCGUCUACUACUCCAUUCUUAUAUCGAAACACCCCCAACAAACCUAUCGCGAUGGAUUUCGCACCCUAUCAAUCCUCUCCGCCCGAAAACAGCCGUCCCUUCUCCCCGCCUCGGUCCAACGCCGCGUCGCCGCGUGCUUCCUUCGAUAAUCGUCGGCCUUUCUCCCCUUCGCAGCAGCAGCAGCGCGGCUUUUCGUCCCCGCCGCCUUUACAACACCCUCAACCCCAACGUUCGUGGCAGUCAUCGCUUUCCGGCGCUGGUGUCGGUAGCGGCUACGCGCCUGAGACCGGGGCGUACGUGAGCGAGUUCGACACUAGCCUUGGCAUACGGUUGGAUUAUGAAGCUUGUCUAGCGUACCUUGCGCUGCCGCCUCUAGGCGCAAUAAUAUUGCUGAUAGUGGAGCGGAAGAGUGACUUUGUCAGGUUCCACGCGUGGCAGUCCAGUCUGCUAUUCACCGUCGUUUUCAUCGUACACCUAAUCUUCUCGUGGUCGACAUUCCUAAGCUGGGUCAUGUUUCUUGCGGAUCUGGGCCUGAUGGGGUGGCUAGCCCUGCGCGCAUAUCGGGAUGCGGACACGUUAGAUCGAUUCGAAGUUCCUAUUUUCGGCCAAAUAGCGAGUCGAAUACUCGACGACGAGUAAAGCACCUAUGCUAAUUCACCUAUGGUUGGAACGGAGUUCCGGGACUGAUAUAAAGUCAGGAGAAGGCUUUAUUUCGCUGUAUCAUAUCGAUUACUGUGGAUGAUGUACAUAUACCCCAAGUGCCCUGAGGCCUCUGUUCUAAUACUAAUAUCAUAUGCUUGACUUGACCUUAACACGACGAUUAUUAGCACCUAAUAUAGUAUGUCGAAUACGUACUCUAGAGCUCUUGGGGCUACUUGGUCGUCCCAUAGGUUCAAUCGCCUGACUUGAUAUUAGGAAUAUUGGUAGGAAUUCUAGUAGUCAUUGAUAUGAUGUCGAGUCUAAGAACAGGUUAAACCAAGGUCCGUGUUGGAACAGGC
Molecule: messenger RNA, 1174 nt
Organism: Daldinia loculata
Lineage: Eukaryota; Fungi; Ascomycota; Sordariomycetes; Xylariales; Hypoxylaceae
Exons: 3
Coding region: 228-815 (195 amino acids)
Source: RefSeq, a predicted model, not a curated record